Haemonchus placei is the source of this 345-nucleotide messenger RNA. NCBI's taxonomy places the organism in Eukaryota, Metazoa, Nematoda, Chromadorea, Rhabditida, Trichostrongylidae. The record is from the annotation of a GenBank genome assembly.
AUGAAAACCGAUAUCUGUAUUAGGCUUCUGUUGUUAUGUUUGCCACAACUGGCCACAGCUCGGCGUUGUGUUCCUUCUGACUACGACUUCGAAUACACUGAAUGUGGUCCAGAUGGCUCUCGGUGGCGAGUAGCUGUGCCUCUUCAUGGUACCGUCUGUGACGGUUUGCCGGAACCCACGAAGGGCCUUAAUUGCUCAUUUUCCUGCUCGGCAGGAAACUACCUGGAUAUCAUGACAGAAUCCUGCAGACCCUGCCCACCAGGUAAGCCCACAGAGAAGAUGUUUUGUGAUUGGGUAAAUGGACAGUUUGAAGAACUGUCAAGAUUUUUAAAUGUAACAGUUUGA